CUAAGGGAGUACGCCAAUAACUGUCAGUGCCUUAUUGCUUUAUGGCACCCGGCCAGGAACGGAACUCCUGCCGAUAACCAGGGACCACCUGUACUUGGAAUAGUUAUAUUUUUAAGUAAGCUGAUGUACUGUUUAAGAUUCCAGUUACCAAUAAUUUUAAAUGGCUCUCAGGGUGUUGCUGAGGAGGGAGUAUGCACUACAGAUGGUGGAUGUCAAGUGUCAGAUGAAAGUGGAUCCUCUGGUGACGAGAGACAUGAAUUAGAUGAUAUGAUUAGCAUUGAUAUUGAUACUGAAGGCGAAGAGCCUGAGGAUGGAGAUAAUGUUUUACCGUCUAAGUCAUUGUUGGCUUCUGAAAAUCACUCCAAAUUAUCAACAACUGAUCCUCAAGGCCCAGAAGCUGGAAAGAUGAAUAAGCAGAUCCAUGUUCGCAUUGGACUGGGGUCAGAAGAUGCUACUCUCACAACAGCAGAUGCAGACACUAGUCCAAAUCCAGAUGUUUCUGUCAUUGAAGAUGAUCCACUACCAGAUGUCUUGUUGAGAGUACGAGAAAGAGUUGCAUCUCCUCCUCCACCUCCCCAUGUUUGUGAUCGUGCUAAUAAAUUAAGUGAUGUCAAACAUUUUACUUCAACAUGGCUUUCAGUAUCUGCAAAGAAUAUUGAUUUAUCUGAAUACUUGGUACCAAAUGUCAGCCCAGGAACACCACUUGAGGAACCAAUUUGUCGAGGUGACCUUCCAGCUUCUAUGCAUACACUAGAUCACUUAGCUGGCAUCAGGCAUAGGAGCUUGCUACCACAUUUUCCUGAGAUGGGUUUAAGAGAGGCAUUGCAAACACUAACUGAUCGUACACCUGUAUCUGUUGAUCAGAUGGCAACUCGAAUUGCUCGAUCACUUCAAAAGAAUGAAACUUCCUGGGUAGUUGCUACAGCUGCAGCUCUUUAUUGGCGUGUUGUUGGUAGUGGUGAAAGGGCAGUAGACUGUUUACGACAUACACUGCACCAUGCUCCUCGAAAUAUGAAAGACAUUCCACUGAUAUCUUUAGCCAAUAUUUUGCAUAGAGCUGGCUUGUUCAACAAUGCUUUAGUAGUAGCAAAUAUGGCAUUGGAGAUAUCACCAAAAUUUGUUGUUAUUCAUUUUACAAUGGCCAAUAUUUAUGCAGCUAAGGGCGAUUUGGAGAAAGCCACAGCAUUUUACCAGUCUACCUUGGCUCUUCAGUCCUCAUUUGAACCUGCAAGAGAUAGACUGAGAGCUAUCCAGUGUGCAACUCUCAGUGAGGAAUCAUUGUCAAACUGAUUGAUGUAUUAAUCAGGAAAGGAUAUAGUUGUUAUAGCUUUAUAAUUUAUGUGAUCUACAAGUUUAAAAAUUGUUUAACUUUUCUUGUGAUGAAGUCAUAACCAAUAAUCUUUUUCUGUUUUGUUCUUAUGCUUUUAUCGAGUCUCCAGUUAUGAGGGAGAAUUGGGAUUCUUUAGUUGGCUCAAGCAUAGUUAUUAGCUACUGCAGCAGUCCCCAGGUUACAUCGUUCUGGACAUACGGCACUUGCCUCAUGGUGCUGUUAAUCACAAUUUUGCAGUGUAAGUGGAUUUACAGCACCGUUACCUGCUUUAUGGAGCUGUAUUUGUUGUUUAUUCCCAUUAUAAUUAUGAUGAUUUGUGUUAAGGUGAUUUUCGACUUACAGCGCCCUGCCAGGAACAGAACCCGUUCCGUAACCUGGGAACUGUACCAUACUUGUAAAACUAAAAAAAUAAUGUCACCAAAGGCUCCUUAGAACAAAUACUAUUAGGUCACACCAAGUUCAGUUGGCUCUGCUGUGAACUGUAUUAUCAUUAUCAGCUUUACUAGUACAAAUAUUUUCAAAUUAAUUUUAAACAUUUUUUGUGCCAUGUUUACCUAACAUUGUAUGUAAUAGGUAAUUUUUUGUUUUAUAUCAAAAUAUGUAUAGCACUUUUAUUCACUGAAAUUCUUGAAGGGAAAGAAUGUUAUGAAUGGAACUGCACCUUUGUACCUAGUUUCCUUAGGGACUUGAUAGCCAAGAAGAAUAAAGCCUGUAAUUUCAUGCAAAGAUUAAGUAGCCAUUGAGAGAUCUAUCACUGAGCAUGAUCCAUGCAGGCCAUCAGUAAGUUGGUACACAAAACUCUCAAGCAUCAAAAUUAGAAUUUUAAGGUUUUUUUCGAUUCUGGUUGCUUCCUUUUUAUUACAUUACUAGGAGUGUCAGUUCACUGUAAAGAUAUUAAACAUCUUUAGAAAUACACAUGUUUUAGAUAUUAAAGUUCAGAAGGCAUAAAUUACUAAAAAUCUUUAUAAAACAUCUAUAAGAAUUGACCAGGGGAGGGUAUGAAAGUCCAGAUGUCAAUUUAGUAGAUGUGUGCUUUAAUGAAAUUGCUUUGCAGUGUAAAGUUAUACUUAUGGUACAUAAUCUACUGAUCAAUUUCAUAUACUGUAGUCAUUACCAUGACUGUGAUCAGUUGUGUCAGUUACAGAACAAAACCUGUGUAAACUGUACUUAUUUACCCUAUUGAUCUUAUGAUUUGAUUGUAUGGUUUUCAUUAUAAUAGGUAAUAUUAACUGAAGAUUUUUGUUAACAAGGUAAGCACAGCUAUAGCUAAUUCUUAUUCACUGUGAUUUGGUAUUUAUUUGGCCUGUGCAUAUGCAAAAUAUACCCUAGGAAUAAAUGAUCAGCAGUACACUAGCUAUAAUUAAUAGUGCCUAACUUCCUAUAGUUAUAUAGCUCUGUUAACACUGUGUUAGGAGGAAAGAUGUCUGCAUGUUUGGAAUGCAUUUAAAGUAGUUAUUUUGAGAUUCCAGGUUCAGUAUUUUAAAGUUAUGCAGUGAGGACUAAUGCUUUUCUGUAGCAGUAUUUAAAGCAGAAUCAGCUGUUCCACCUUUGUUGAUAACUUUGGUCUGAAAUUGUCUUUAACAAAUAAUUUGUCAGUCUAUUUUUAUUGUCUAGUAUGGUUGAAAAGGGGAGGAAUCUAUAAGAAUAAAAGAUUCCUGUUUCCAAAUGGUCUUCUGCAUUUCAGUUGCAGAAAGACAGAAGAUUUUGUUUUAGGUACAUUGGGAGUAAAUUUCUUUAAACGUUCUUGAAAUUUGGUAGUGUUACCAUGAUCCAUUUGCAGGUCUUCCUUUUCAUAGGAAACUAAGCUUAAUAUGUACCACUAGCUUUUGUGGGUGCUUUAUAGACAAAACAGUGACAUAAGAAAAAACCUUAAAUUAUUGAGGGAAUCAAGGAAUUCCAUGAUUUUCUAAAUGGUUGUACAACAUGUGUAGGAACUAGCAUUUAAUACAGUACAGUAGUGGUCGAUUUAUUGCAAAAGCUCAAUUAGUUGUAUUAAGGAAUUGUUGAAAUGUUGCCAUUAGUUGUGGCUGUUAUUCUGUUGCAAGUGGAUUUGAUACAAUGUGUACCAGUUAUUGAGUAUAUCUUGAACCUUUUUGUUAGGUUGUCAAGAAGUCAUGGUGUGCAAUAUUCAACGUAUGUUACCGUUAUAUUAUUUACAUUAUUGGGUAUGCAGGUAAAUUUGUUUAAAAGAAAGAUUUUCUCAUUCCUGUAAGACCUGUGUCAUUUCGCCAAGGUAUCUGCCACUCAUUUUACUUCACAGCAUAUUUUUUGGACCCAUAUUCAUAUUACCUAAUAGGUAAAUCACUUCCAUGAUAACUAGUUUCAGUUUGAAGUAUGUGCCUUUAGUCACAGUAUAUGUAUUUCAAAGGAAAAUUAAAUUUUAAAUGUACUUUUUGGUCAUUCAUAUUGGAAAUUGAACAUAUUUACUAAAUUUUAUGUAUGCCAUAUUGUUACUUGCAAGAAAUGUGUAUAAUGGGAGUUAAAUACAUAAAUCAUGCCCCUUGCAUUUUUCAAUAACUGAUGCUAAAUUUUCUAUACAUUGAUAUCUUAGGCCAUCUGUCAUGUAUUGGGAGAAGGAAAGUUACCAUAAACACAAUCAGAGAUUUAUGGAUUUAAUUUUAGAGUUUUUGAUUUUUUUUUUGUCUCGGAAAUAUUUUUUAAAAGUCCAUAUUCAUGGUAAAAUUUUGUUUGCUUAUUAAAUAGUCCAACCUCAUAAAUCCAUGCUUAUUAAAUAGUCCAACCUCUUAAAUCCAGGAACCUUGGGACCAGGCCACUGCCAGACCACAGAAAAUCCUGGAAUGUAGAAUACACCCCUAAAAAAAUCAAGCCCCUAUGUAAACAGUCUUGCAAGCUAAUUCCAUAUACAGGGAGCCCCGGGUUACGACGGGGGUUCUGUUCUUGAGACGCGUCAUAAGCCGAAAAUCGUUGUAAGCUGGAACAUCGUAAAAAAUGCCAAGAAAACCUUACUUUUAAUGCUUUGGGUGCAUUGAAAACUGUGUAAACUACAUUCUCAUUGCAUUUUUCAUCCAAAAAACCUUCAAAUAUUGAUUAUUUUGCAUUUUUGGUGUCAUAUUUCUUGUGCCAGAUGAGCAUUGUAGGCAUCGUAACCCUGGAACAUGCGUCAUAACCCUGGAAUUAAUUUCAGAUGAAUAUAAUUGAAAAGCGCCUUAACCUCGGAACAUCAUAAGCUGAACCCGUCGUAACCCAGUGACUGCCUACUACAAAUAACCUAGUUACUGACUUAGCCUACUACUUGGCUAAGUUCUGACACCACUUAUCAUAAUUUUAUUACUACAUAUUUUCACUUUAUCAUUUUAUAACUUCAUACAGUAUAAUUUCCUUUCAAAUAGUGUACAUUGAGACAUUUAGGCUACAUUCCUGAGUUUCCUAACUGUAAGUUAACUACUUAACUUUUUUCAGAAUCUGCAGAAUAUCGGUGACUUUUCAUCUCCUAAAUUUACAAUCUUCCUAAUUAUUGCUAUUAUUUUCUUUGUCAUUUAUUUUGAUUGUAGAGGGUAAUUAAUAACAGAAAUAAAGAAUGAAUUUUGGCAAUCACUCAGUGCAUUCGCCGUCAAAAAGUAAGCAAAGCACACUGCCAAUGGAGGAAAAUGAACGCUCAACAUUUGCUAAGGGAGGGGAAAGGAUUGAAACAUUUUCUUGCUUAGAUAAAGAUUUAUGCUAGUGCUUCUUUCCUUUAUCAUCAUCAGAUCUCUUGGAUGGCAUAUUGAAUGGUUAAAUACACAGCUAUGUAUAUUGAAGAAAUGAAGUCUUUCAAGUACUCUAAAUAGUAAGGAAUUCGUGCAUUGCCAUGUGUCUCAUUGUUUUGAUUAAAAGUUUUGACUUGGUAGAACCUUCUCAAGUGAAAUCUUUGAAAAAAUAUAUUUAUGCAUUUAAAUUCAAUAUAAAAAACAUGUGUGACCUCACAUUUUCAUUGCUAACAAUUAUUUUCAUAAAAACAAAUGAGAUAUGCUCAUUUUUGCUGUUAGGAAGUUGUAAACAAUAUGUGGCACCACCCUCAUGGCCGCCAACGAACUAAUGGUGGCCGAUUCAACAUCGAGCUGAACCACUGGAGUUCCGGCCCACAGACUGCAGGUUUUAAGAGGUUCGACUGUACAUUUUCAUAAUCAAAAGGAUUAAAUUUAAGUCAUAGGACUUUUAUGUAACAUUAUAUCAGUACUGGGUAUUAUAAAGAUUGAUUUAAUUUUUCAGUCUAGUUUGUUAGGAGGUACUUUUUUACAUUACUGCUAGAUGUGAAAAUUUUAAUACUUGUAAGAAAACCUUAAAUUUUGUGGCAAGUAUCUUUUAAUGAUUAUAAAGAAUUCUUAAGACUUCCAUUUAUAUAUCUCAUACAACCCCAUUAAUCUUCAAAUUAGUGUACUACCCCCCUAUUAGUGUUUUUGGAUUCAAUAAAUGAACUAAUAUGUGAUUUUAAAUAUUAUUAUAAUAAUACUGUAAUAUUAAAACAUGUGGCACUUACUGGUGAUGAAUGUUGAUUAUAGGUAAUGAUAUUAGUAUAGCUUUGCAGCCUGAUGAAUGACAAUGAAGAUAGACUGCACAGCAAAAUAGAGGAGUUACAUAUCCUGUGAAGAUGCCUCUUCACCUUCUUCAGGAGGCGCUUCAUUAGGAAUUUUGGGAGGCACCACCUUCUUGAGGUAAUUGUACGGUAUGAUAGGACUUAACUACUUCAUUAGUAGUAUUGAUGAAAGUUGUGGCCCUUUCUUUUAUUUUUAUCCCAUGCCUUGACUGUUGUGUGUACCUCCCUAACAUCCCUGAUCAAAUUGUAGAAACCACAAAAUUUUUCAAAGGCCUGGUCUGUUGGUGGAAUAGCAGUACUAAAGAGGGAGGCAAGUUCUUGUUCAAGAAUGGCCUCCCCAAGUGUUUAGUCCCACUCAUAAUUGUUCUCAAUGCAGGUGACGGCACUUUCAGUCAUGCGGUAAUGGGCUGCUACUUUUCCAUGACUUCUGCCUUCUCUUACCAUGACAGUCAUGUCUAUUUUCUCCUUAUUUGGUAUUAACUGAAAAGGCCUCUGAUGCUUAGGUCCUCUGCCAGAAGCCUUAGGCGAAGCAAAAUGGUUAGAGGACAUUUUAAGGAAUACUAUACCACACGCAAAAAAUGCACAAACGAGAGAACAUUGAACUGUACGUACGUAUUGGGUCAGUUGGGUACAGUAUGCCUAUUGACAUUUUGUGCAGACUGUACAUUUUAUGAAAUGUUUUGUUUUAAGAUGAUUUCUUAAUAUACAUAUGUACAUAAAGAUUUCUGAAUAUACAUAUGUACAUAAAGUGUUGUAGGAUGAUACACUAAGUACGCAGAGCAUAUCUAAAAUACUUAAGAACACAAGAAUAGCAGGGUACGUAUGUUUUCGUCUGGGGUACGCAGUAUUUUCAUGCAUACAUACUAAGUAUAUUUUGUGACUAAAUACAUUUUUUAUGAAGAAAAAAUAUUUAUUAAUUUUCAAAUAUUACAGUUCUGUAAUAAGUUCAUGUAAACACAACAAAAUUUCAAUAAUAUAAAUGGUUUUUCGUAAAAAUGCUUCACCUAAGCCAACUUUCUACAGAUAGUAAACCUUAUGUCACGGUGACACCUUAGAGCAGUACCCAGAAAUGAUACUUGAUACGCUAUUGGCUGUUGUCUGCAGAGCAGCCAAUUCAGGAGCAGCAUUAAUUUUCAUUGUUGCUCAUUGGCUACACACUUGGCGUUGAUUGGAUGAAACCAGAGUCCCUUCUCACAAAGAUGGAUUUGUAGGUAUUGUGCAUCUCUCCUUCACCAGCCUCACUAUGUAGAAAGUUAUCGAUAUACCCGAACGUAAUUGAGGAGCUGUGUUUUACAAACCAGCAAAUAUCCAUGUGAAUCAUGCCGAAAAUGGCCCCCCAAAAAGUGCCCUGCUCCUUCUAAGGAUUCUGGCAAGGAGCCUAAGAGAAAGACGGUAAUGAAGCUCGACAAGGUGAAAGUUGUCAAAUGCUGAAGGAGGGCAAAAGUGUUGCUGUGUUUGGCUGCCAUUUCUCUGUGAACGAGAGCACGGUGAGAUACAUAAAAAGAAAAGUGAAAUCAGAAAGUGUAAGCAUGACAUACUUUGGUACAGCAGAAGCAGUGUCGACAGUGAGAGAAAAACAAUCGUGAAAAUGGAAUCUGCAUUCACAUACUGGAUCAAAGGACUUGUAAGAAGAAUGUGUCCCUUGACUCCAACAUCAUAUGCGAGAAAGCAUGACAGCUCUACCAGCAGCUAUCAACUGCUAUGGAAGGUAGCAACGUAGAGGAAGGGGAAGGCGGCGAUGUAGAGGCACAGGAAGGUGAUGAAGAAAGGGAAUUGGAUUUCAUGGGCUUUGAUGAACCAGCUCCUGAAGAGGAAGAAGAGCCACAACCGGGACCAUCAUCAGCUCCCCAAGGUUUUCAGGCGAGCAAACGAUGGUUCCACCAGUUCCAGAAAAGGUUCCACCUAAAGUCUGUUUCUCUACAUGGGGAAGCAGCAUCGGCAGACAAAGAGGUGACCACGAAAUAUCCAGAGACCUUCAAAAAUAUCCUGCAGGAGAAAGGAUACCGCCCAUAACAGGUCUUCAAUGUGAACAAAACUGGCCUGUUUAGCCAUUAAUAAGGUGGUCCAGUUGGAGAGAAUUCUUGGUGGUGAAGGCUUUGACAAUAUCACCGAGGAUGAAGUCAGCACCCUCAUUGAUGUCCACUCUGACCCCCUGACAGACAAGGAUUUGGAAGACCUGACAGAGUCUGCCAGCUAGGAAGAAGACACUCUAGGUUCAGGAGAGGAGCAGGAGCAGGAGGAGGAGGACAGCCUGAUUUUAGAACACCUGUCCGAAGUUAUGAGAAUGAUCAACGAUGUUCAAGAGUUUGUUGCAAUAUGGGAUCCUUACAUGGAAUGCUUCUUAAAGUUUUCUAACAUUAUUGAUACUGCAAUGGAGCCCUAUAAUCAGGCCCUUACCACCAUGAAGAAGCAAUGACAGCUGCUGCCAAUCACCAUGUUCAUCACACGUACAAAGAAGGACCUUCCAAAGUCUCCCGAAUUGUUUGAAGUGCCUUUUGAGUCGCCUUUAGAAUUGCCUCCCGAAGCGCCUCUUGAAGGUGAAGAGGCACCCUCAGAGGAGAUGCAACUCUUCUGCUUAGCUGUGCAAUCAUAUCUUCAUUGUCAUUCAUCAGACUGCAUGGCUUAUUCAUUGUCAUCAUCUUUAAUCAACAUUCAUCACUGGUGAGUACCCUAUUUACAUAUGUUGUACUAGAGUAAACAUUUUUUUUUUGAGUUCAUACAUAUUUUGUUUUCUAGACGACUUAAAUAGCAAUUGAAUGAAAAAAAAACCUUGCAUGACUGAAUAGUACUUAUGGGGUGACUGGAGUAUUUUCACGUACGUAACUAAGUUAUACAGUAUGUAUGUAUUUUUAACCAUAAAAUGUAAGAUUUACUUUGAAAUAGUAUCAAUCAUAUUUCAAAGAUUAAUAUGUAUUGUAAUAGGAUACUUUAAUGUAUAUUUGAUGUAGGAUGAUAUUUUUAGGGAUACUUUGCUGUUUACACAUUCAAGAUAAGCAGUUAUAAACAUUUUUAAAGGGAUGUUCCAAGUAUUCACAGGUUUUAGCUAUUCGCCGGGGGGUCUGGUACGCAUCCCUGCAAAUACAGGGGACACUACUACUUUGCUCUGAGGCACUUUUGUAUUUUUCAUAAUAAAGGGCAGAUGAUGAUUUUGAUAUAGCAUACAGUCUUUUGUGAUUGUAUUUUCUCUAAACUGUGAAAUUUAAUCUUUUCAUUACAUUUUUGGUUUAAAAUUUUUGUCAAAAAUUAGCAUUGUUGUAUUACUACCAGUUAUUGGCUAAAGUAAUGAAAUUCCAUUGCACUGAGGUUAAAGUGAGAAAUUUAGCAGUAAAAACUACAAACUUGUAUUAAUUUUGUCUUAAACUGUAUGUACCUUUUAAUGCUGAAUUUGAUUGUUUCAUCAUAACCUUUGUAAAUAAUAUAUUAAUGCCCACAUUUUGCAGUAUCUUCAAAGGUAAUAUGUUUUUUGUCCAGUUGGCAGUAGUAGUGGAAAGUCUCGCAGUACAUGCACCACGUAAAAGCAGACUUAAGUACCCAUCAGUCACCUACCUCAGUUACCAGCUUUCUUAACAUCUCUGUUCAGAGUUUGCCUGAUUAUUUCUACCUUGCAGCAUUGCUAGUCAUUGCCAUCAUAAUAGUUUUUUUUUUACUACUGAUUAGCAUUUUAACUGCUCCUUUUCAUAUCUUUUCUUGUAAGAGGUUUAAUAAAUAAUUAAAACGC
This is a messenger RNA of Macrobrachium nipponense, 9582 nucleotides long. Its product is annotated as tetratricopeptide repeat protein 17-like. Gene Ontology annotation, molecular function: protein binding. NCBI's taxonomy places the organism in Eukaryota, Metazoa, Arthropoda, Malacostraca, Decapoda, Palaemonidae. Bases 124 to 1290 code for a protein of 388 amino acids. Gene Ontology annotation, biological process: actin filament polymerization. Gene Ontology annotation, cellular component: actin cytoskeleton; cytoplasm. The record is from RefSeq and is a predicted model, not a curated record. The transcript is spliced from 7 exons.